This is a messenger RNA of Astyanax mexicanus (Mexican tetra), 1051 nucleotides long. RefSeq names its product polymeric immunoglobulin receptor-like. The transcript has 7 exons. Gene Ontology annotation, molecular function: signaling receptor activity. NCBI's taxonomy places the organism in Eukaryota, Metazoa, Chordata, Actinopteri, Characiformes, Acestrorhamphidae. Gene Ontology annotation, cellular component: cell surface. Bases 1 to 864 code for a protein of 287 amino acids. The record is from RefSeq and is a predicted model, not a curated record.
AUGAAGAUCCUCCUCGUCUUCACCCUCUACCUGAUCUCAGAAUUACAUGAAUUGAUCAAUACCUUCGAUUCUCAGAAGGGAAGGUGCUCCAUCUCUGAUAACAAAAGGUCUAGAGUUGUCAGUGUGAGAAUCAGUGAUGUGAGAGAAGACGAUGAAGGAGUUUAUUACUGUGGAGUGGGGGAGGGAGGAGAAUCAGUGAGUUACAUCUCUCACUUCUCAAAGAUUCAUCUACAGGUUUCUGACUCUAAAGAAACACUCGGACCAAGAGCAACUAUCCAAACAACAUCAGUGACCUACAGAAGAACAUCAGCAGCACCAACAUCACCAGCAGUGACCAUCUCUACUGAAGAAACUUCCAACUCCAAGGAAUCACUGAGACCAAGAGCAACUAUCCAAUCAACAUCAGUGACCUACAGAAGAACAUCAGCAGCACCAACAGCUCCAACAGUGGCCAUCCCUGCUGAAGAACCUUCCACUCCAGGUUCCUCUACCAUUAUCAUCAUCUCUGUGAGUAUCUGUGUGGUUCUGCUGCUGAUUGGAGGAUUAACACUGAUCUUCUACAAACUGAGAUGCUCCAAGACUCAAGACUCUGCCUUCAUCAGUCAACCCUCAGGAACCAAUGAACAAAGUGAUUAUGAAAAUGAUCCACCUGGAAACCUGAACAUCAUCAGAAUGGAUCCAAACUACCAGAAUAUGCAACCCAACACCAACAACUCUGAUUCCGUCUAUCAGAGUCUGGAUCCCAGAACCCGAGAACCAGAUUCAGUUUACCAGAGUCUAAACCCCAACACCAACCAAUCAGAUUCAGUCUACCAGAGCAUAAACCCAACACCAACCAAUCAGAUUCAGUCUACCAGAGCCUAAACCCCAACACCAACCAAUCAGAUUCAGUCUACCUGAGCCUAAACCCCAACACCAACCAAUCAGAUUGAGUCUAAGAGACUCUGAACUCCAGCAUCAACCAAUCAGGUUCAGUCUACGAGAUUCAAACUCUGCCUAAUCCUUAACAUCAAUGACUAUUACAAAAAUUUAAUUUAAACUAGAAAACUCU